Messenger RNA from Cladophialophora psammophila CBS 110553, 2397 nucleotides. RefSeq lists its product as uncharacterized. Gene Ontology annotation, biological process: carbohydrate metabolic process. Lineage: Eukaryota; Fungi; Ascomycota; Eurotiomycetes; Chaetothyriales; Herpotrichiellaceae. The transcript has a single exon. The record is from RefSeq and is a predicted model, not a curated record. The coding region runs from base 1 to 2397 and encodes 798 amino acids.
AUGAAGGAUCCCAUCUUGCCCAACGAUGAUGGGUCGGCUCGUCCACUGACCUUUCGAAAACGGUUCUUCUUACCCCCUGAUAGGAAGAUCAAGAUGGCUCGACUAUACGCCACCAGCCACGGAGUUUAUCGUGCCAGUCUCAACAGUAAGCCGGUCGGAGACGAAUGUAUGGCCCCCGGCUGGCAAAGCUACAAGAAGCGUCUGCACUAUCAAGUGCAUGAUAUUGGACGCCUGCUGGAACCUGGCGCAGAGAACACUCUUCUGGUCGAUGUGGGACCCGGGUGGUUCGCAUCUGCUUUGUCAUGGGUUUGCCGGAGGUUUGUCUAUGGCAUCGAGCUUGGUGUCCUCGCACAAUUAGAAGUGCAGUUCCAUGAAACUGACGAGCUGGUCGUAGUCUGCACAGAUUCGUCCUGGUCAGCCACAAGCUCGGCCAUUCUGAGAAGCGAGAUCUACAACGGAGAGGUCUACGAUCAGCAACGAGCAAUAGAGAUUAGCGGGGAAAACGUGCAGUUGUCUCAAAACAUGUGGUUUGAAACCAGAGUCUCAAGUACAGCUGUCGCGCCCUUGACCUCACCAAAUGGACCGCCAGUGCGAGUUACGGAACGCCUUCGACCGAGAUCAAUCUCGAAAUCUGCAUCUGGAAAGACCAUCAUAGAUUUCGGACAAAAUAUUGCAGGCCGGUUGUGCGUCAAGCACCUUCUCAAACCAGCGGGGAACGAAGUUACUUUCCGCCACGCGGAAGUAAUGGAAGAUGGCGAGCUGGAGACGCGACCGUUGCGAACAGCAGAGGCGAAAGAUACUGUGGUAUGCGCCGGAACAAUUCUGUCGAACUGGCACCCCAGUUUCACUUUUCAUGGUUUUCGAUACGUCGAAGUGACGGGAUGGUCUGACGAGGACUCGGAGACGCCUCUGACCAAAGGUAGUCUCGUUGCAGAAGUUAUGCAUUCCGAUAUGCGAAGGACAGGUUGGUUCUCUUGCUCUAACGAAGAGGUAAACCAGCUUCACAAGAACACGGUGUGGAGUAUGAGAGGCAACUUCCUUAGCAUACCGACUGAAUGUCCUUCCAGAGAUGAGAGACUGGGAUGGACAGGUGACUUGAACCUCUUUGCCCCUACGGCCACCUUUCUAUACGAUACUGGCGGAAUGCUGGGGGACUGGCUCCAAGACUUAUAUGCCGACCAAAUGGACGAACAUAAGGACUGGGAGCAAGGCAUGGUACCGCUCUACGUACCAAAUUGCUUAAUGGGAGCUGGUCCUGGAGACGACGGGUGGCACCACAUGCCGAAUGGCGUUUGGGGGGAUGCCGCAGUCAUGAUACCGUUUCAGCUCUACAUGACUACAAGAGACAUCAACAUCCUAUCACGCCAAUAUGACAGCAUGACGCAGUAUCUCGAAAAGGGUGUCCGACGCGGUCAUGAUGGUCUCUGGGAUCCCUACCAAUGGCAGUUCGGUGACUGGCUAGACCCCUCGGCACCGCCAAAUAGUUCGGGAAGAAGUCGGACAGAUGGCACUUUUGUCGCAGAUUGUUUUCUGAUUGAGUCAACACGGAGAAUGGCCGUAAUCGCCAAAGAACUCCACAAGCCAGAGGACUUUACUCACUUCAAUGCCGUUUACCUCCAGUUACUGACGGCGUUUCGAAUGAAAUAUGUGACGCCUGCGGGCCUUUUGACCCCUGAUACACCCACGGCUCAUGCGCUCGCCAUUGCCUUCGACCUCUUGCCAUUCUCUGAGACGUCUGGUGUUUCCUCAAGAGAGCAUGUAUCAGCUGCACGCAUCUCACGCGCCCUCCGUUUUGACGACUUCAGCAUCUCGACUGGCUUCGUCGGCUCUGCCUUUUUACUCCCCAGCCUCACUAAGACCCACCAGGACACCCUUGCGUACCAGAUGCUUCUAUCGCGAUCGCUCCCAUCUUUCCUUUACCCCGUACGCAUGGGUGCCACAACGAUUUGGGAGCGUUGGAAUAGUCUAAAGCCUGAUAGACACGUCAAUGAAGCCAGGAUGACAAGUUUCAACCAUCACGCGCUUGGCGCUGUCACAAGUUGGCUGCACGAGUGCGUCGGAGGGAUCAAAGCUGCCGAACCUGGCUGGAAAGCUGUAUUGAUUGAGCCAUGUGUCAAUAGAAUGGUCUCGCGCGCCGAAGUCAUAUACGAGUCUGUUUAUGGACGCGUAGAAUGUCGGUGGGCAUUAGACGAUGACACUUUAAGCAUCGACAUCGCGAUACCCCCAAAUUCUCACGCAUGUAUCAUUUUGCCAGAUGAGCGCCGUCGACGAUCCCAGGGAUUGAAACAGAAUGAUCACUGGGUGGGCUCAGGACGGUAUCAUUUCAAAAGCGAGUAUAAGCGAGCAGAUAAGCCUGUCGAAGCGAUCCUUCCGCCUUGGGGCAGGUCGAGUUUCUGA